AUGCAAAAUGAAUAUCCUUGGUAUUAUUACGAAUUGAAAGGAUUAAGUGAUGGCUCUGAAGUUUCUCUAGAACAAAUUUUAGUAUUAAAUUAUAAAAAUGAAUUGAAAGCAGCAAACGAUAUACAUGAUGAAGAAGAACAAAAUGAACAACGACGUAGAAUUAAUGGGAAGGAAGAACAAAGAGAAAGUCCAAAUGAACAAUUAAUAGCAUUUGGAUAUCUUGAACAACUCGCUGGUAAUGGUUUUGGAGCAAAUCAUCAUGGUUUUGUUUUUACAUACAAUGGUCUCUAUCCAAAAACAUCUCGCAUAAAAAACUGUCUAUCACGUCAAUUACUCAAUCGUCUUAUUUUAACUGUUGAAAAUGAACAACAAUUAGAUCAAAUACUUAAAACACAGUUAACAGCCUAUGGUUUCAAUUUGAAUGUUGUUCGAUUUCGUUGUUCAGAUGGAACUCCUCAAAAAUAUAUAUUAAGUUAUAAAAUUGGUCCAUCAAAUGAUAAUGAAAAAAGAAAUCAAUGUGAAAUGCGUGAAAAAUGUGCUAGUGAAUUUGGUGAUAUAAAACUUUUAAUUCAAGCAUUGCAAUUACUUGGUGAUGAAAAAUAUGAAUCUGAACAUCCCCCAUAUAUCGUCGUGCAUCAACAAUUUGAAUUACAAUCUGAAUAUGAUUGGACUCAUGCAAUUCAUCAUAAUCUCAACAUAAAACGGCGAACAUGCACUACAUUUAUUCCAAAAUCUUCCGCAACUAAUGAUCCUGAUAAAAAUAAAAAUGAUAUUCCAUGUGGUUGUAAUCGUCUUCGUCGUGAACAUUCUUGGGAUGUUUUCGAAGGAAAAAAUCUCCAAUGGAAUCGAAACGAGCAUACAAGAUCAGCUUGCAAUAAUGCAUAUGGAUAUAUAUCGAAUACUCAUGCACAUUAUAUUCGAUGUGAUAUUAAAACACAUCCAAAUAUUCUUGCUAAAUUAAUGUUUGACGUAUGGAAAGUUAAAGAUCCACAAUUAAUAAUGUGUAUUAUUGGAGGAGCUAAAUAUUUCAAAUUAAAUGAACGACUUGAAAGAGAAUUUAUGAAAGGUAUUAUUCAAGCUGCAUUAAGAGCAGAUGGUUGGAUUGUAACAACAGGAUUUAAAACGGGUGUUGUACAACUUGUUGGUGAAGCUAUCUAUGAUCAUAAAGUAACUAAUCCACGAAGUCAUAUUACUGCUAUUGGUUGUUCGAAAUGGGGUGCAGCUAGAAAUCGAGCAUCACUCAUAUCAUCCAAAAUAUCAACUAAUACCAUUCAAGAUGCAACGAUGGAUACAUCAAAGAGAACGAAAGGUGAACAAGAUCUUGAACCUAAUCAUACACAUUUUUUAUUGCUUGACGAUGGAACUUACUAUGGAUAUGAUAUUGGAGAUUAUCGAACAAAAUUUGUUCUUGAAGCUUCACGUUAUAAGAAAGAAGUGCCUAUUGUGACUAUAGUCGUUGAAGGUGGUCCAGACACAUUAUCAACAAUUUAUAACGAUCUUUCUAAUAGUAUACCAGUAGUAUUAAUUGAUGGUAGUGGUCGAGUAUCUAACCUUCUUGCUAAUUUUCUUAAUCGUACAGAAUCAAUGAUGCAUCGAAGUGGAAAAGAUAAUGAUGGUGUUAAUUGGAAACAAGUAAUCAAUAUCGAAGAAGUAGAUGAUAUUGAAAGAUUAAAAACAAAAUUUCGUUCUUAUGCAGAUGAAAUACGUGAUGGUUUAAGAAAUAUAUCUAAAGGAUCAAACUCAUCAGACAAACAAAUAAAUGAGUUAUUUAAAUAUUUCCUAUAUUGUUUACAGCCAGCUGUUCGAUCUAGAAUUCGAAUAUUUAGUCUUGAUAGUAAUGAAUCUUUGGAUGAUACUAUUUUUGAAGCUAUUGUAGACGCAAAACAACAGGAAAGUUUAGAAAGAAAAACACCAGUUAAUCGAGAACAAUUAUUACAAUUGGCACUUGCAUGGAAUGCUAUUCAUGUAGCAAAAGAACAUAUCAUUAAAGAUGAUUUAAAUAAUCUUCAUUCAGAAAAUAAAGAAAUAUUAUUUUUUGAUGCACUUUUACUUGAUCGUCCACAAUUUGUUAAUACAUUUAUUAAAUUAAAUUUUGAUUUAACUCAAAUGUUUUAUGAAAGACAAAUUAAUCAACCGUGGAAAUUAAGAUUAAAUCAAUUACUUAGAUUAUAUAAUAAUGAUGAUAGAAAAAAGAUUAAAGAACGUCGUUAUUUACUUAAUAAAUGUUGUGAUAACAAACCAAUUAAUUCCGAAGAAGAUCUUAAUUUAAUAUUAAAAAAAUUAAUAGGUGAUUAUUUUAAACCAAUAUAUACUCCUUCAGUUAUUGACUGUUGGAAACAAUUAAAAAUAUGUUGUUCAUGUUCAUCAGGAGCUCGUGUUUCGGGUAGUCGUGCAGUUGUGUAUACAGAUUAUGAUAACGAUGAUUCUGAAGUACCUGAUCCUGAAGAAGCUCAAAAAGAAGCUCGAGAACUUGUUUUUCGUGAUUUAUUUUUAUGGUCGAUAUUAACAAAUCGUGUUGAAAUGUCUAAAAUUAUAUUAAGUCACAUGCAAUCACGUAUAUGUGCUGCAUUAAUAGCAUCAAAAGUUUUUAAAUCAUAUGAAAAAUUUGCUUAUGAUAAUGAAUCAAAAGAAGUUUUACAUUAUCAAGCUGAACAAUUUGAAGAAUAUGCAAAUGAAUGUUUGAAAUGUUGUUAUCAUCUUCAUGAAGAAAAAGCAUGUGAAAUAGCUAUUCGAAGUAUUAAUGUAUUCGGUGGUGUUUCAUGUCUUCAAGUAGCUGUAGAUGCUGAUGAUAAAAGUUUUGUUAGUCAACCAUGUUGUGCCCAACUUUUGAAUAGUAUUUGGCAUGAUAAAAUAGAACCAACUCAAUUCACAUUACUUCAACGUAUUGGAUUAUUAUUAAGUAUUUGUACAUUUGGUUUGUUAGCACCAGUUUUUGUUUCAUUCCGUAAAGUCAAAUCAGCUACUAUCGAUUUUGUGAAUGAUCGAAAGAGAAAUAAUAACAUGAUUGUUAAUGAAACAGUACAAGAAACAAAACAAUUGUUACCUAAAAUUAAAAAAAAAUUAAAAGAUCAUGGUAUAAAUUAUUCUGAUAUUUAUGCAUGGCAAUCAGAUCGUUAUUUUCAAGGAUGUUUAGAUUAUUUUCGUCAUUUAAAACAAUUUCAUGAAUCACCACUUAUUAAGUUUUCAUAUAAUUCUGCUAGUUAUAUAUUCUUUCUAUUACUCUUUUCUUAUUAUUUAUUAUUCGAUUUUAAAAGUCCAACAAAUGAAAAUUUACGUGCACAUUGGACAGAAAUUUUACUAAUUAUUAUUGUAACAACAAUGCUUUUUGAAGAUAUUCGACAAUUCUUUUGGCAAGAUAGUCGAUCAAUAAUUGGAAAAUUAUCUAUUUACUUUAUAAGAAAUCUAUUUGUUAAUUUAAUUCGUAUUACAUCAUAUAUACUUUUUUAUAUUGGUUUUAUUCUUCUUUUUACAUAUACAUUCACUGAUGAAGAUUUAUCAAUUGCUAAAAUUAUUCUUGCUUAUGAUCUUGAGAUUUGGUAUAUUCGAUCAUUAGCUUUUCUUGGUGUUGUACGAAAAAUGGGACCAAAACUUGUUAUGAUACGAAAAAUGCUCAUUGAUUUAUUUUUCUUUACAUACAUUAUUUUAAUUGCAAUGAUUGCAUAUGGUGUUGCUUCUCGAGCUAUGUAUAAAUACAAUGAAGAUACAGAUAAUAAUACUUUAACAUUUGAUGGUCGUUCAGUUUUUCGACAUAUUCUUUAUCCGAGUUAUUAUCUUAUGUAUGGAUCAACAGAAAACGAAUUAGAAGCACUUGAUCGAAAUCGAGAUCUCGGUACAUCUAUCGCAACUCAAAUUUUAUUAGCUUUUCAUAUGUUAUUUGUUAAUAUUCUUCUUAUUAAUCUUCUUAUUGCUAUGUUUAGUUAUACAUUUGAAUCAGUUCAAAGUCAAACUGAUCAUGUAUGGCGUUAUGAACGAUAUUCAUUUAUUCGUGAAUAUUUUGAUCGACCACCACUUUUUCCUCCAUUUAUUAUCAUAACUCAUUUGAUUGAAUUUAUUAAAUUCUUGAUAAGACUUUGUUCAACAAGAAAUAAUUCAAAUAUGAAAAAAAAUCGAGCAAAAAUAUUUAAAAUGAUCGGUGCUAAUCAUGAAAUAGAUAAAGAUUGGUCAGAAUUUGAAAGUUAUGCAACAAAUCUUUAUGCUCGAACAAUAGUUUCUGGUAAACCAUCAUCAUCGGCUACUGUUGUAACAUCAAGAACACGUCAAGAAAUUCUACCAACAACAUUAGAUACAAUGAAUACUUCACAAUCAUCAUCAACUAUAGAUGUUAAAGCAAUUACUGAUGAAAUGGCAUCGGUUAAAAGAGUUGUUGGAGAUCUUCGUACAUAUGCUGAAGAAAUGAAUAGAUCUAUGCAAUGGAUGAUGGAUGCAAUGGAACGUGUUAAAAUGUCUAAAGAACCAAGACCGAUACCAAGAUCAGCAGUAACAACUCAUAGUGAGAUUAUUGAAUUUUUUUUUUAA
Rotaria sp. Silwood1 is the source of this 4515-nucleotide messenger RNA. The record is from the annotation of a GenBank genome assembly. Lineage: Eukaryota; Metazoa; Rotifera; Eurotatoria; Philodinida; Philodinidae.